Molecule: messenger RNA, 1228 nt
Organism: Xyrauchen texanus (razorback sucker)
Lineage: Eukaryota; Metazoa; Chordata; Actinopteri; Cypriniformes; Catostomidae
Product: mucin-3B-like
Exons: 9
Coding region: 281-781 (166 amino acids)
Source: RefSeq, a predicted model, not a curated record
UCUGGUUUUACAGGAAGACUUUGCAGUAUUGUUGAUAUUGAACUUCAACCAAAGGAAAUUGAAAGGACAGUCAUUGUUUCGAUGGAUCUGAAUGAGACGUUUUUAGAAGAAUAUGCAAAUAAAUCAUCUACGGAAUAUAAAAAGUAUGCUGAUGAAUUCCAAAAUAGGGCGAGGAUAUAUUAUGAAAACAUCGUUUAUUAUAAGCGUGUGGAUAACAUAACUCUAAGUAAGGGUGCACUACUGGGAACUGACAAGAGAAGAAAGAGAAGUUUGCUUUUGGAUGAAACUUCACCUCCACAAAGAUAUUAUUUCAUUAAAUACAACAAGGACUGAACUCAAUGACCAAGAGGUGUGUGACCGCACUAUAGCAAUGCUUUCUGAAAACUACACGGCCUAUUUUGCUCCAGUUAUAUUGUCAGGCAAAGUGACAUGUGUGAAUCAAUGCCAUCAAUCUCAUCCUCAUCCAAAAAAGUGUAUGAAUGAAGGCACCUGUCAAGUCUCUAGCCAAGGUCCUUUUUGCUAUUGCCUCCAUACUGAUGUUAACUGGUACUUUGGAGAGGACUGCAAUCAACAAGUGCACAAAGUUGGAUUAUAUGCAGGAUUGGCAGCAGUGGCCCUCAUAGCAGUAGUAACCGUAGCAGUCCUGGCAAUUUACCUGUCAAUAAACAAACGGAAGGUGAAGAAGAAUAAGGACAUUAAGCUAGAGCUAGUGAAUGAGUGGUUAGAGGAUGACUUUGAGUGGCCACCACAAAAGAGUACAUCAUAUUCAGGGGCAAAUUGACAGGUCUCAGAUCCGGUCAAGAAUAAGUGUGUGGAAACACAAGAAGCAUUUGCACAGCUCUGUUUGACAUACUGAAUGUAUUUGUUGACAUUAAUCAAAUAUAUUAAUCAAAACUCACUCACUCACUCACUCACUCACUCACUCACUCACUCACUCACUCACUCACUCACUCACUCACUCACUCACUCACUCACUCACUCAGCACUAUGAUUAUGUUCAUUAUUUUGUACUCACCUUUGUUUGUAGUCUAAAUAUAAAACUAGAGUGACAGAACAAGGAUGAUAAACAAGACAUUUCUAGAAUUUCAUCCUUAUUUAAAAAAUAAUCAAUGUAUUUGAAUAUAGAAAGAAAGUGUGAGAGAAGGACCUAUUUAUAAUCUUACCAAUGGUACAAUCAUGGCUAUUUUCUCAGAUGUGUUAUAAACUUCAAUACAUGUUUGAUUACAUA